AGAAAAGUUCGUCUCGUGAAUAUUAACAACGGAUCCCUGGCGGUAGUGGGAUUUGGGUAAAUUCGCGUGCUGGAGACGGGGUGCGCCGUCACCGCGCUUUCUGCAUCGGGUUACGCCAUUCAUCCAGGGUCAUUCAGUUCACCGGGGGUAACGCAGCAGUAACGGCGAGCGGACAAACACGAUGGAUACAUCACGGGUGCGCGUGCCACCGUUUUCCUCAUGAACCGACCGGCGGCAGCAGCAGCAUCUGCGUGCGGGUUUGGGCUUAUCUCUUACCGGGCUGGCGUGAAACCGAUCCCGUCUGGCGGAUCGUCUGCCAGUGUGUGUGUGUGUGGUGGUCGGAGGGGGAGAAGUGGAAGUGAAUGAUCCAUGUGUGUGUGCGUGUUUGUUGUUUCCGUCCAGGCUGACUCACCACCCGAGUGUUUGAAAGGUCCCGUGAGAGUGAAAGUGAAGAGAGGCUGAGACGUUACAUCACAACGUGGCAGAGAAAGUGAGAGACGAGGAGAACUGAGUGAGACGUGCGAGAGACGAGGACAAAACAACAAGCAGGAAGUAAAGCUCUGGAGUCUUUGACCCCCUGACCUUUGAACUCUAGCCUCAGAGCCAACAUGAAUGACCAGAACGUAGUAAAAGAGGGUUGGGUUCAGAAAAGAGGUGAAUACAUUAAGAACUGGAGACCACGGUACUUCCUGUUAAAGACGGAUGGAUCAUUUAUCGGAUAUAAAGAAAAGCCGCAGGAUGCUGAUUUGGCGUAUCCUCUCAACAACUUCUCUGUGGCCAAGUGUCAGCUGAUGAAGACCGAGAGGCCGAAGCCCAACACCUUCAUCAUCAGAUGCCUGCAGUGGACCACUGUGAUUGAACGCACAUUUCAUGUAGACACACCCGAUGAGAGGGAUGAGUGGGUCGAGGCUAUUCAGAUGGUGGCGGACAAGCUCGCCAAACAGGAAGAAGAGGGAAUCUUGUGUAGCCCCAUCUCUCAGGUUGAAAACGUCAACGAGGAAGAGAUGGACACGUCAACCAGUCAUCACAAACGUAAGACAAUGAGUGACUUUGACUAUCUAAAGUUAUUGGGUAAAGGCACAUUCGGGAAGGUGAUUUUGGUGCGAGAGAAAGCCAGCGGAACGUAUUAUGCAAUGAAGAUCCUGAAAAAGGAGGUUAUUAUUGCUAAGGAUGAAGUGGCUCACACACUUACAGAGAGCAGAGUUCUUAAAAAUACUAGACAUCCAUUUUUAACAUCGCUGAAGUAUUCGUUUCAGACGAAGGAUCGAUUAUGUUUUGUUAUGGAAUAUGUAAAUGGAGGAGAGCUGUUUUUUCAUCUGUCGCGGGAACGUGUGUUUUCGGAGGAUAGAACUCGCUUCUAUGGUGCUGAAAUAGUUUCUGCAUUAGACUACCUGCACUCGGCAAAGAUCGUUUACCGUGAUCUAAAGCUGGAAAACCUAAUGUUGGAUAAGGACGGUCACAUAAAGAUCACAGAUUUCGGUCUGUGUAAGGAGGGCAUCACGGACGCCGCCACUAUGAAAACAUUCUGCGGGACACCAGAAUAUUUGGCCCCUGAGGUAUUGGAGGACAAUGACUAUGGGAGAGCAGUGGACUGGUGGGGUUUGGGAGUUGUUAUGUACGAGAUGAUGUGUGGACGCCUUCCCUUUUAUAAUCAGGACCACGAAAAGCUAUUUGAGUUGAUUUUGAUGGAAGAGAUCAAAUUUCCCAGAACCCUCUCUGCUGAUGCCAAGUCAUUACUGUCCGGAUUACUUAUCAAAGACCCCAACAAGAGGCUCGGGGGUGGUCCGGAUGAUGCUAAAGACAUCAUGGGACACAGUUUCUUCAAUGCGGUGGACUGGCAAGAUGUCUAUGACAAAAAGCUGGUUCCUCCCUUCAUGCCACAAGUGUCAUCUGAAACUGACACCAGAUAUUUUGAUGAGGAGUUCACAGCACAGACCAUCACCAUCACACCACCAGAGAAGUAUGACGAGGACGGAAUGGACUCGGAAGAACGGCGACCACAUUUCCCACAAUUCUCUUAUUCGGCGAGCGGGCGGGAGUGAUGUCACGAAAUAACGCCGUCAUUCACCUGAGGCCGGUGGAGGAAACCACCGUAGCCAUGCUAGAAAGAGCCCACCCCUCAUAUUCCCUUCGAUUCAAUACUGAUAGACAUAGGGAGUCGGUUUUGUUGCUUUCUGUUUGUUUUUUGGUUUAAUUUGUUGAUGUGGGACUUAAAAAGGGGUUUUGCACAGGGUGAGACUUAAGCUAGUCAACCCACAUUAAAAAGUCUUGUACACUUUCAGCUUGUUGUUUACAGACCAUGGACAGUGUUUUGGGGGGAAUAUGAUCAGUAUUGUUGAUGACCUGAUUUUUUUUUGCACUUGCUUAUAAGAGCCGUAAUGGGGAACAAACCAAAAAUGUUGCCUUAUGUGUGUGGAUCUCCUCUGUCAGACGGACAGAUGGACGGACAGACAGACAGACAGACAUGUAGUUAGGGUUAUUAGAAGCAGCACUAGUUCAGUUCCAGUGAGGCUCAAUUGUUUUUUUAAUUUAACGCACACAUUCUCCUUCGGAGGUGUCGAAGGGUCUCGUUCCUUUUUCGUGCUUUCGGUAUACGUUGGAGAAAGUGUUUCGCAGGAUGCUAGUGUUGUUGUUUUCGUUUAUUUUAUCCUCACGCUCUGAAAUAAAGGUUUAAGUUGCAAAUACACAACAUUACAAACAGCUGCCGUUACUGUUUAAUCUCUCAGGCAAUCCAGAACACGACUGAAUCUCACCAAAAUGUUAAUCUUUCACGCCAAAAUUACAUUUUAUGUAAAUAAUACAAUUACUGUACAUAAUGUCUCAAAAUUCACCAAAACCGACUGUAAAUAACGUAUGCAUCAUGGCAGUAUUUAAAUGACUUGACAUUAUGUAAUUCUAAAAACAGUACAGUAAUGAAAAUUUAAUUGUGAAAUCCCUUACAAAAAGUAAGUAUGGUAACCAUGGUUUUAAUUGUAGUAAGGGAUGGGACCUUGGCACAUUUUGGUGAGAUUCACUCAAAAUCUAUACCCACCGCUGGGUGAAACCCACCCAAAUAUGACAUUUAUCGUCUUGUCCUUACUCGCUCAUCUCUGAUCAACUAAAACAGACAGCCUAAGAACCGAAUGAAGUGCAGUCCAAAACGGAGAAAGCACAGUUAAAGGAAUAAUUCAGCCGAAAAUAUAUUUUUUUUGCUGUUUUACUCGCCUUUACGCCAUCCUAGCUGUGUAUGACUUCCUUAUUUCAGCCAAACACAGUCAGAGUUAUAUUAAAAAAUAUCCUGGCUCUUUCAAGCUUUAUAAUGGCAUUGGAUAGUGCCCCAUUUUUAAAGCUCUAAAAAUGCAUUCAAUCCAUCAAAAACUAAUUUAUAAAGUUAUUAAAUGGAUGAAGUGAUGGUUUUCGAUGGAUGGAUGGGUUUAUGGAGCCUUAAAAUUGGGCUGAGUUAUAUUAAAGGGAUAGUUCACCCAAAAAUGACAAUUCUUUCAUCAUUUACUCGCUCUCAUGUUGUUACAAACCUGUAUAAAUGUCUUUGUUCUGAUGAACACGAAGGAAGAUAUUUUGAGUAAUGUUCAUGAGCCCCAUUCACUUCCAUAGUAUUCUUUUUUCCUACUAUGAAAGUGAAGGGGCUCAUGAUUGGUUUGGUUACAAACAUUCUUAAAAUAUUUUCCAUUGCGUUCACCAGAACAAAGAAAUUUAUAUAGGUUUGUAACAACAUGAGAGUGAGUAAAUGAUGACAGAAUUUUUAUUUUAAGGUGAACGAUCCCUUUAAAUAAUAUCCUGGCUCUUUCAAGCUUUAUAAUGGCAUUGGAUAGUGCCCCAUUUUUAAAGCUCUAAAAAUGCAUAUGUCCAUCAAAAACUAAUUUAUAAAGUUAUUAAAUGGGUGAAGCGAUGGUUUUCAAUGGAUGGAUGGGUUUUUGGAGCUUUAAAAUUUGGCUGAGUUAUAUUAAAGGGAUAGUUCACCCAAAAAUUACAAUUCUUUCAUCAUUUACUCGUUCUCAUGUUGUUACAAACCUGUAUACAUUUCUUUGUUCUGAUGAACACGGAGGAAGAUAUUUUGAGGAAUGUUAAUGAGCCCCAUUCACUUCCAUAGUAUUCUUUUUUCCUACUAUGAAAGUGAAGGGGCUCAUGAUUGGUUUGGCUACAAACAUUCUUAAAAUAUUUUCCAUUGCGUUCACCAGAACAAAGAAAUUUAUAUAGGUUUGUAACAACAUGAGAGGGAGUAAAUGAUGAAAGAAUUUUUAUUUUUAGGUGAACGAUCCCUUUAAAUAAAUAAUAGCCUGACUCUUUCAAGCUUUAUAAUGGCAUUGGAUAGUGCCCCAUUUUUAAAGCUCUAAAAAUGCAUUCAAUCCAUCAAAAACUAAUUUAUAAAGUUAUUAAAUGGGUGAAGUGAUGGUUUUCAAUAGAUGGAUGGGUUUUUGGAGCUUUAAAAUUGGGCUGAGUUAUAUUAAAGGGAUAGUUCACCUAAAAAUGACAAUUCUUUUAUCAUUUACUCGCUCUCAUGUUGUUACAAACCUGUAUAAAUUUCUUUGUUCUGAUGAAUAUGAAGGGAGAUAUUUUGAGGAAUGUUCAGGAGCCCCAUUCACUUCCAUAGUAUUCUUUUUUCCUACUAUGAAGGUGAAUGCGGCUCAUGAUCGGUUUGGUUACAAACAUCUUCCUUUGUGUUCAUCAGAACAAAGAAUGUAUACAGGUUUGUAAGAACAUGAGAGCAAGCAAAUGAUGACAGAAUUUUCAUUUUUGGGUGAACUGUCCCUUUAAAUAAUAUCCAGGCUCUUUUAAGCUUUAUAAUGCAUUGGAAAGGGCCCCAUUUUUUUAAAGCUCUAAAAACUCAUUCCUUCAUCAAAAACUAAUCCACACAGUUAUUAAAUGUUAAUUAAAUUCUGAGGUGAAGCGAUGGAUGGAUGUGCUUUUUGGAGCUUUUAAAUGGGGCACCAUCACACGGAGUUAUAUUAAAGGGAUAGAUCACUUAAAAUGACAAUUCUUUCAAAAUUUACUCACUCUCAUGCUGUUACAAACCUGUAUAAUUGAAGGAAGAUAUUUUGAGAAAUGUUUGUAACCAAACUGUUUAUGAGCCCCAUUUCACUUCCAUAGUAUUCUUUUUUCCUACUAUGAAAGUGAAUGGGGCUCAGGAUCGGUUUGGUUACAAACAUUCUUCAAAUAUCUUCCAUUGUGUUUAUCAGAACAAAAAAAAAUGUAUACAGGUUUGUAACAACAUGAGAGCGAGUAAAUGAUGACAGAAUUUUUAUUUUUAGGUGAACGAUCUUUAAAUAAAUAAUAUCCUGACUCUUUCAAGCUUUAUAAUGGUUUUGGAUAGUGCCCCAUUUUUAAAGUUCUAAAAUGCAUCCAGCCAUCAAACACUAAUUUAUACAGUUAUUAAAUGGGUGAAGUGAUGGUUUUUGUUGAUGGAGCUUUAAAAUUGGGCACCAUCACAAGGAGUUAUAUUAAAGGGAUAGUUCACUCAAAAAUGGCAAUUCUGUCAUCAUUUGCUCGUCUCAUGUUACAUACCUGUAUAAAUGUCUUUGUUCUGAAUAACACGAAGGAAGAUAUUUUAGGGAAUGUUUUUAACCAAACCGUUCAUGAACCGCAUUUACUUCCAUAGUAUUCUUUUUCCUACUAUGGAUGUGAAUGGGGCUCAUGAUCAGUUUGGUUACAAACAUUCCUCAAAAUAUCUUCCAUUGUGUAAUUUAUACAGGUUUGUAACAACAUGAGAGUGAGUUAAUGAUGACAGAAUUUACAUUUUUGGGUGAACUGUCCCUUUAAAUAAUAUCCUGACUCUUUAAAAUUCAUAAUGGCAUUGGAUGGUGCCCCAUUUUUACAGCUCUAAAAAUGCAUCACUUCAUCAAAAACUAAUCCACACAGUUAUUAAAUGUAAAUUAAAUUAUUCGGUGAAGAGAUGCAUGGAUGUGCGUUUUAGAGCUUUAAAAUGGGGCACUAUCCAAUGCCAUUAAAAACAGUCUGGAUACAGUAUAAUUAAAAAUAACUCCAACUGUGUUUGGCUAAAAGUCAUAUACACCUAGGAUAACUUGAGUGUGAAUAAAACAUGGGUUAAUUUUCAUUUCCAUGUCAUUUUGGGUGGUGUUUGACCUUUACUGUACAGAGCAACAGGUAUGUUAUCUCUCUCACCAGCACAGAGAGAGAUGAAUCAACCACUGACCCUCACCGCAAAGAGUUAGAUUCAUGUUGGACCAGAAGAUGUAAAUACAAACCUCUUUAUCUCUUUUUACCAUUACCGUAACUUUAAGUUGUUUGCUUUGAAAAGUUGCCGUCUCCAUAGCCUUCGUACGCGUGAUGUCUACGUUUGGAAUCAAUACAGAGUCAAAUCACAAAUUCAUUAUAUGUGCAACUGAGCCAUGCAAUAUUAGUGUGAAUGACCCCUGACUCCGCCCCACCCUGCCGUGUGAUGUAUAUAUGCAACAUCAUCUGUUUGUUACGCGACCCGUGUGACAGUUAUUGUGUGUGACUGUGCAGAUGUGAAUUAUCGGACGACAACAUUUUAAGAAGAAAAAAACGGGAGAAAUGUUUCCUUAAAAGACAAACUCUUUGAAGGGCAUGUAUUAUAUGGAUGUUUGUUUCCAUAAAGAUGAGUUGCUAUGGUUUCGAUCCCAUCCCAUCUGUACCUGAUCCAGUAAACGUUGUGGGAACUGCCGAAUGAAAUGUCUGUGUGUGAUUGUACGUCAACGUUUCAAUUGUUAUUUUUACGCCGUGACGUAUUUGGUCUGGCUAACAGCAAAUCCUCAUUAGGUUUUUUAAUGUUUUUUUUUUUUUUUUUUGAAUGACAAGAGUUUUUUGUUUGCUUGUUUCGUUUCAGCGUACUUUUGUACUAUAGAUGUAAUUUAGUUGUAUUUAUUUUCGUAUGUUAUAGGAUGAAGGACGGUGUUGGCCGUGUUUCUCUCUCUCUCUCUUUCCCUCUCAUUAUUAUUUUUUAUAACUUUCCUUUAGUCGUUGGCUGUUUCGUUUCAUACCAAAACAUUAGGGCAAGUGAACUGUAGAGGACUUGCAUUGCCAUUUGGUAGUAUUUAUUUUAAGUUAUAUUAAAAUGUUCAAAUUUC
Molecule: messenger RNA, 7043 nt
Organism: Misgurnus anguillicaudatus (oriental weatherfish)
Lineage: Eukaryota; Metazoa; Chordata; Actinopteri; Cypriniformes; Cobitidae
Gene: akt3b
Product: v-akt murine thymoma viral oncogene homolog 3b
Biological process (GO): protein phosphorylation
Molecular function (GO): ATP binding; protein serine/threonine kinase activity
Source: RefSeq, a predicted model, not a curated record